Lottia gigantea (owl limpet) is the source of this 429-nucleotide messenger RNA. RefSeq lists its product as hypothetical. NCBI's taxonomy places the organism in Eukaryota, Metazoa, Mollusca, Gastropoda, Lottiidae. The record is from RefSeq and is a predicted model, not a curated record. The transcript has 3 exons. The annotation marks the transcript as partial. Gene Ontology annotation, molecular function: calcium ion binding.
AUUCCAGAAUUAAAACAGACAUUUGAUCUGUUUGAUAAGAAUCAAGAUGGUAAAAUCUCUAGUGAGGAAUUAGGUUGUGUUUUACGAACAUUAGGUCAUGAUUAUACAGCUAUAGAAAUAGAUGAAAUGAUUAAAAAUGCAGACACCAAUGAGAAUGGUUAUGUAGAAUAUGAUGAAUUCCUUCAGUUAAUGAAACGCUGGUCUACUACCAAUCCACCAGGAGCAGCAGCUGUUGUUGAACCUGAACUUACUGAUGAGGAGAAACGGAAAGAAACGUUUGCUAUAUUUGAUAUGGAUGGUAAUGGUUAUAUAGAUGAACAUGAAUUAAGGUAUGUAAUGAGACGACUAGGUGAAAAUUUACAAGAAGCUGAUGUAAAAGCUAUGUUCCAGUUAGCUGAUUUAAAUGGUGAUGGCCUCAUAGACUACGAA